UUUGUUCUUUAUUCACUCUCCUAGUUUACUCUCUUCUAUUUUCAUUUUGAAUUUUAUUUUUAGGGUUUAAGAACAUUUCUGAUGGCUACGACGGCUACACCAGCGACGGCGGCGGCAACCAGUACGGCGACAACUUCUGAGAAGAAGAAACCGGUGUUUGUCAAAGUGGAAAGCCUCAAACCUGGAACACAUGGUCAUAACUUGACGGUUAAAGUUGUUGAAUCGAACACUGUCAAGGCCAUCGGCGGCGGCAGCCGUGGUGGCAGAGUAUCGGCGUCGUUAAAUUCUCGUGCUCCACCACGGAUCUCCGAGUGCCUCAUCGGUGAUGAGACAGGGUGCAUCCUCUUCACUGCUCGCAACGAACAGGUUGAUUUAAUGAAGCCAGGUGCUACUGUGAUUCUGAGGAACGCGAAGAUUGACAUGUUCAAGGGUUCCAUGCGGCUUGCAGUAGACAAAUGGGGCCGCGUUGAGGUUACUGAACCUGCUGAUAUUGCUGUUAACGAUCAAAACAACCUUUCUUUAGUGGAGUAUGAGUUGGUGAAUGUUGACGAGUAGAGGGAACUUAUUAAUAGCGCGGUAGUUUUAAGUCGUCGAGUCCAAUUCUUGUUUUAUUUGUUAAUUAUUGCAUUCCUUGAAUUCUAUAUGGAAUUUUAUGUGCCAGAAUGACAGCAUUUCAGCCCUUAUAAUAUGUUCCCAUACCAUGGAAAUGUCUGUCAUUGUUUA
Solanum verrucosum is the source of this 723-nucleotide messenger RNA. RefSeq lists its product as uncharacterized. Bases 82 to 555 code for a protein of 157 amino acids. The transcript has 2 exons. The record is from RefSeq and is a predicted model, not a curated record. NCBI's taxonomy places the organism in Eukaryota, Viridiplantae, Streptophyta, Magnoliopsida, Solanales, Solanaceae.